AUGCCGCCUCUACAGCCUGCCUCCAUCACGGCUCUCCGGACGGAGUCGGAGCCCUUGUCGUUCGCCAUCGCUCCCGCCAUUUCCUCGGAUGCCUUCAAAUCCGCCCACACACGCGAUCUCCCUCACGCAAAGCGAUGCGAUGACCAUUGGAGUAUCGAAAGUCGAGGCUUCCAAGGUUCAGCGUUGAAAAAGUCCGCGAGCCAGCCCAGUGACUGCAAGGUCAUCUCCCUGGGCACCGGACGGCCCACAGCAGAUUACUAUCCAUGGGACUCUAUGACAACUGAGUCGAUGCCACCGACUCUGGCCGGCGAGUCUUCCAGCAACCAGACUACGAUAGACAAGUACACGGACACGUUCAAUCUAGCCAACGGCCUCAACUACAGCAGCGGGAUGGGCUCCCCUCAUCUACUCCGAUUCGUCACAGAACACGUGGAGAUGAUGCAUCAACUGCGGUACUCAGACUGGGCCGUAUGUCUUUCGUGCGGCUCUACAUCUGCCCUUGACAUCAUAUACCGUAUCUUCUGCAACCGAGGAGACACCGUUCUCACUGAGUGCUAUACCUACCCUGGCGCCGUGGAAGGAGCAGGCCUGCAGGGUAUUCAAGUUCAGGGCGUGUCCAUGGAUUCAGAAGGACUGCACCCGGAUGACUUAGACGACAUAUUACACAACUGGGAUACCUCUCUAGCUUCAAAGCCCCGUGUCUUAUACACGAUUCCCACCGGGCAAAACCCCACUGGGGUCACUCAGAGUGUGGCUAGACGGGAACAGAUCUAUCAGAUCGCGGAAACGCACGACCUGAUCAUCAUCGAAGAUGACCCAUACUACUAUCUACGUCUGGGCAUGCAGUCUGAUGACAGACCUGAUGGGCAAGGUAAUUGGGGUGAUAGCGUGCUCACCGCGAUCGACAGGUUUCAGGCGCAGGCAGUUCCAUCAUAUCUCUCGAUCGAUCGAUCCGGUCGCGUCGUCCGCUUAGACUCAACAUCCAAGAUUCUGGCGCCUGGACUCCGUGCCGGGUGGGUGACAGCCUCAUCGCAGAUCAUCAACAAAUUUGUGGCCUACCAGGAGGUCUCGACACUGGGAAUCAAUGGGCCGACCCAGCUCAUGCUCUGGAAGUUGCUCGAUGAGACGUGGGGUCAUGAAGGCUUUUUAUUGUGGUUGUCUAACCUCUCACGGCAGUAUCAGUCGCGUCGUGAUAUUUUGUUGCGGGCUUGCGAGAAGUAUCUUCCUCGCGGACUUGUGUCUUGGAAUUGUCCCCAAUAUGGGAUGUUUCUUUGGCUGGAGCUGGAUCACCGCCAGCAUCCUCUGCUUCGCCACCAUACGACAAUUCAAUCCGAUAUGAAGACUUUCCUGGUCCAAAUGGAAAGUCGGAUUGUGUUGAAGGCUCUAGAACACGGGGUGCAGGUCACGAAGGGGUCAUUAUUCUCGCCUAACAGAACGCCGGGGUAUGCUCUAUAUCCGAUUGACGACUGCGGCUGCGCCGGCUUUGGAUUUGAGUGA
Aspergillus uvarum CBS 121591 is the source of this 1497-nucleotide messenger RNA. RefSeq names its product aminotransferase-like domain-containing protein. Gene Ontology annotation, biological process: aromatic amino acid catabolic process; L-tyrosine biosynthetic process. The record is from RefSeq and is a predicted model, not a curated record. The coding region runs from base 1 to 1497 and encodes 498 amino acids. Lineage: Eukaryota; Fungi; Ascomycota; Eurotiomycetes; Eurotiales; Aspergillaceae. Gene Ontology annotation, molecular function: L-2-aminoadipate:2-oxoglutarate transaminase activity; aromatic-amino-acid:2-oxoglutarate transaminase activity; pyridoxal phosphate binding. The transcript has a single exon.